Molecule: messenger RNA, 912 nt
Organism: Porites evermanni
Lineage: Eukaryota; Metazoa; Cnidaria; Anthozoa; Scleractinia; Poritidae
Source: the annotation of a GenBank genome assembly
AUGGAAGUAACAUUCAAAUUUUGCAACGAGGUUCUGACAAACUAUUAUGGAAAACCUGAGGAUCUGUACCCACUUUAUAUUAUUAUGUGUGUUCUUAAUGGCCUUCUCUCUCUAACCGCGGUUUUGGGCAACGUGACUAUAAUUUCCGCGCUGAGGAAAACUUCAUCAAUUCCUCCGUCGACGAGAAUUCUGUUGCAGUGUUUAGCACUAACAGAUCUGGGCACUGGUGUGUUAGGCCAUCCGCUUUACAUCGCAGUCAUAUCAGGAAUUCGCAAAGAGUAUAGCUGCGAGAAAAUCCAUGAUAUCACAUCGAUGUUUUUCCUGAUAGAAGUUUCCUUAAUUGCCGCAUCGUUUAUGACACUGACGUUCAUCGGAGUGGACCGUUUCCUUGCAAUUUACUUACAUCUUAGAUACAAUGAACAAGUGACUCCAAAGCGAGUGGUUACUGUAAUAAUUGUAUCGUGGAGUUUCUGCUUAGCUUCCACUUUUCUGUGCUUUUUUGGAUUCUUCAAAGCCGGAGAGGUAAUUAUGCUUGUUCUUGGCUACUGUUCCACUCUGUUACUAAGCAUCAUAUACAUUAAACUUUUCUCCGUGGCACGCCAACACGCAGCGAGCAUAAACAGUCAAGCUCAAGUCGCAAUACAUCUGUCAAGUUCUACAAACAAUUACAUGGCUCGAAACAAGGCCUUAGCCAUCAAAACGUUUUACGUAUUUGUUGUAUUCCUAUUCUGUUACUGUCCGUAUUUAAUCGCCUUUACAGUGUUGGUAGCGAGUUCUCGGCCAAGCGCCGCGGAACACGGAGCCGUACAACUUACAACUGUGUUACUUAUGCUCAAUUCAUCACUGAACCCUGUUGUGUUUGGGUGGAAAGUGAAAGAGGUUCGUCAAAUCGUCAAAAGUGAUUUCAAAAAG